AUGGUGCCGAUCCAGGGGGAACUCCUGACGCCCACGGUCGACUUCGAGACAGCCACCGACCCCCCAAUGAGUCAGGCACAGCUGAGCAACUUCGUCCUCGUAGCCAUCUGCAUGGCUCUGCAUCGCGUUGGGGACAUCGAAUUGGCGAUAAAACGGCUGGCCGAGAGGAUAUGUUUGGGAGACGUGCUCCUGGUCAUUGAUUGGGCCAAGCACCCUAGCACCGAUCCUGCUGCUGCCUCUUCUGCGUCAAGCGGCCAUCGGAGAAGCAGUCCGCCAGCACAAAAGCUGAGUCAAUGCAGCCAGCUUUCUCAAAGAGGCCAAGUGUCUGCUCUCUAG
This is a messenger RNA of Pseudomassariella vexata, 336 nucleotides long. RefSeq lists its product as uncharacterized. The record is from RefSeq and is a predicted model, not a curated record. Lineage: Eukaryota; Fungi; Ascomycota; Sordariomycetes; Amphisphaeriales; Pseudomassariaceae. Bases 1 to 336 code for a protein of 111 amino acids. The transcript has a single exon.